Molecule: messenger RNA, 119 nt
Organism: Plasmodium reichenowi
Lineage: Eukaryota; Apicomplexa; Aconoidasida; Haemosporida; Plasmodiidae
Product: early transcribed membrane protein 11.2
Exons: 1
Source: RefSeq, a predicted model, not a curated record
AUGAAAAUCACAAAGAUCUUUUAUUUCUUUGCCGCCUUAUUGGCCUUAAACUUCAUUGCCCCAAACUACUUUAACGGAUAUGUAGAAGCAAAGAAAGCUUUAACACCAGCUGAAAAGAA